Messenger RNA from [Torrubiella] hemipterigena, 861 nucleotides. The record is from the annotation of a GenBank genome assembly. Lineage: Eukaryota; Fungi; Ascomycota; Sordariomycetes; Hypocreales; Clavicipitaceae.
AUGUCGACCCUACAAGGUGCUAAAUGCCUCCGCAGCACACACAGAGCUCUCUUCCGAUCUGUAUGGCCCCUCAAUGAGCGCUGUGCGGCGCGCCUUCAGCGUCGACCGUCGCACGUGCCCGACGCACAGCACUCAACAGCCCUUCCCCAAACGCAAGUACGCUUCUAUGCUGGUCCAGGAAACCGAAGAAAAGCUGCUCCGACAAUUCAAGAACAAGUAGAAGAGGAAGAGGAGAACAGAAAAAACCGAAAGUACGACCCUCGCUUCAUGACACAGCGCGACAUUGAACGAUCUGGCAAAGACCGACUUCCACAAGACCACGAAAUCACAGAUCCACAGGUCAUGGUGCUCGAGAAUGGAAUUAUUGAGGGCCCUAUCCAAACGAAAUACGUCCUCUCUAAGCUGGAGGCCGGCGAAUCUCUGCGCAUGAUUCAAGCAUACGUCCCUGCCGACGGCAAAGCCGACCCUCCCAUGGCGGCCCGCUACGCUGUGUGCAAGAUUGUAGACAAGAAGGCCGAGUACGACCGAAUGAAGCAAAUCAAGGACAAGAAGAAGGCCACCGGAGCCAAGAAGCUCAAGAUGAAAGAGCUGGACUUUACGUGGGGCAUUGAGGAGCACGAUCUGAUGACCAAGAUGCGCGUCAUGGCCAAGCUACUGGAAAAGGGACACAAGGUGGAGACGGUUAUUGCGCCGCGAAAGCGAGGGUCGAAUGCCAAAGUGGUCCUGCGAGAGGAUAUGGAUGCUCUGAUCAAGAAGAUCCGCGAGGAGGCUGACCAGGCGGGUGGACGAGAGACGAAGCCAGCAGAAGGCAAGGUCGGCGGCAUGAUGAGGUUCCAGUUUGAGCGCAGAGGCAAUGCUUAA